AUGGCCAACCCUAGUGUUCUCACCUUUGACGCUGAGGGUCGGGUAGUUGACUUUGAGGUCUGGGUAGAUGAUCUACAGCUUUUCCUACAGUGCGAUAAGGCAGACAGCCUCUCCCUGUUUAACCUCACUUCUGGUGCCUCUCCUGCCCACGCUGCGGAUCCUGACGCCACUGAUCGCUCACAAUGGGCCACGCGCGAUGCUGCUGCUCGCCAUGCUGUGCGCCGCCACUUACAAACCGCUGAGCGUGCACAAUUUAGCCAGUACAAGAGUGCUCAGACCUUGGACCACUUCCUCUCAGUUUGCCCCACCACUCUCAACGUUGACCUCCUCGAGAAGGGCCUCAUAGCAGCAAAGAAGAGCAUAGUCACUAUAGGAGCCUCUAGUGGUGACCAUCGCACCCCCGUAUUUGAGGGGUGUUCCCCCUCCCCCCUCUUGCCCUCUAUUGCUUCUGCUGCUGCGGCCGACCUCGUUGAUUUCGAGUCAGUCGGCGCUGCGUCUACCCCUAGCGAGAGAUGCCGCACCGGCAAGGGCAAGGGGGAAAAGGGCGCUGGAAGGGCUGGUGAGGGCGGUGGAGGUGGUGGUGGAGGCAGUGGAGGGGGUGGGGGUGGUGGUGGGAGUGGUGGCGGGGGUGGUGGCGGUGGCAACAAUGGAGGCGGAGGAGGCGGCGGUGGUGGUGGAGGGAGCGGAGGAGGCGGAGGUGGCGGAGGAGGCGGAGGUGGAGGAGGCGGCGAAGGCGGCGGCGGCGGCAGUGGUGGAGCUGGUCGCGACUCUGCACAGAGGAGUGGGUCAAGUGGUGGUCCGCGCCAACAGCAGCGGAGUGGUGUGACUCUGUCCCCUCAGCAGCUUCGUGAGUGGUACGCUGCACGUCAGCGCGAUGGGAGUACUGGUCCCUGCACUUACGUCCUCCGUACCGGCGACCAAGCUGGUGAGCAAUGCGGGGGCCCGCACUCCACCCAGCGCUGCUUCGGUCGCCUAACGGACGCGUGGCGUCGCCAGUUCCCUGAGGCGUCAGAGAUCCCUCGCUGGGGAGAUCUCUCUACGGCGGGGGUUGCCAUAUUUGAUCUUGACUAUGAUGCGAUCCUUGCUGCAAUGUAUUCUGUGACUACUAGUGUUGAGGGUGACUGUUACCUGUGUGUACCGCCUGACCCGGGCAUUGAGGCCACUGCUCUAGGUGCUGGUGAGGCUGCUGCUCUAGGUGCUAGUGCGUCUGCUGCCUCAGGUGCUAGUGCGUCUACUGCCCCAGGUGCUGGUGAGUCUGCUCUCUCAGGUACUACGUCAGCUCAGGCCUUACACACCUUCACCCUUGACUCGGGUACUUCCCGCUCCUUCUUUCGAGACCGCACCACUCUUACGCCCCUCAGUCGGCCGGUUGCAGCCUCCCUGGCGGACCCCUCUGGGGGUCCUGUCCUUACUAGCUUCUCCACUAACUUACCGUGCCCGGCAGCUCCCUCAGGCACCCUGUCAGGUCUCUACCUCGCCUCGUUCUCUACGAACUUGGUGUGUCCCAGGUAG
Molecule: messenger RNA, 1512 nt
Organism: Closterium sp. NIES-65
Lineage: Eukaryota; Viridiplantae; Streptophyta; Zygnematophyceae; Desmidiales; Closteriaceae
Source: the annotation of a GenBank genome assembly